Molecule: messenger RNA, 2903 nt
Organism: Coffea eugenioides
Lineage: Eukaryota; Viridiplantae; Streptophyta; Magnoliopsida; Gentianales; Rubiaceae
Product: chloride channel protein CLC-b
Exons: 6
Coding region: 205-2565 (786 amino acids)
Biological process (GO): transmembrane transport; chloride transport
Cellular component (GO): plant-type vacuole membrane; intracellular membrane-bounded organelle
Molecular function (GO): nitrate:proton symporter activity; voltage-gated chloride channel activity
Source: RefSeq, a predicted model, not a curated record
GCGUGUACCAGAUGGUCACGUCUCCCCCAUCCUCUGAAUUCCAGGGAAAAAAAAAAAAGGGAAAGAAGAAGGGGGGUUUUCCGUUUUCCCUUUCCUCGUCACCAGAUCCCCGCUGCUGCUGCUAAUGACUGCCUCCGCCUCGCCUGAUAGGAGAUUUUAAGCGCCCCCUCUCCCCUCUCCCCCUUCCCCAAUCUCGUCGUCCUUAUGGAGGACUCCAACCAAUUUGCUGCAGCAGCGGCGACCAACGACGUAGACGGACAAGCACAAAACCAGGAAAGAGAUCCAGAGAGCAACUCACUUCAUCAACCUCUCCUCAAGAGAAACAGAACGCUUUCCUCCAAUCCACUAGCUGUGGUUGGAGCCAAAGUUUCUUACAUAGAGAGUCUAGACUACGAGAUCAACGAAAAUGAUCUCUUCAAGCAUGACUGGAGAAGCAGAGCCCAAGUACAGGUGUUGCAGUAUGUCUUCUUGAAAUGGACCUUGGCAUUCCUAGUUGGUCUUCUAACCGGAGUAGUAGCCACCCUCAUCAAUCUAGCUGUGGAAAAUAUUGCAGGCUACAAACUUCUCAAAGUGAUCGACUACAUCAAUAAUAAAAGGUACCUAAUGGGUUUCCUAUUCUUUGCCGGGACUAAUUUUCUUCUUACGCUUCUAGCCGCUGUUCUCUGCGUGUUCUUUGCUCCUACUGCAGCAGGCCCUGGGAUACCUGAAAUUAAAGCUUAUCUAAAUGGGGUUGACACUCCAAAUAUGUAUGGCGCUACUACAUUAAUUGUCAAGAUCAUUGGAAGCAUAGGAGCUGUUGCUGCAGGCUUAGAUCUAGGCAAAGAGGGCCCUUUGGUGCACAUUGGAAGCUGCAUUGCUUCCUUACUAGGACAAGGUGGACCGGACAAUUACCGGAUAAAAUGGCGCUGGCUUCGUUACUUUAAUAACGACAGGGACAGGCGAGAUCUCAUCACCUGCGGGUCCUCUUCAGGUGUCUGUGCUGCUUUCCGAGCACCAGUUGGCGGCGUCCUCUUUGCUCUCGAGGAGGUUGCAACAUGGUGGAGAAGUGCCCUCCUAUGGAGAUCUUUUUUCAGCACUGCAGUCGUGGUGGUGGUGCUCAGAGCCUUCAUGGAAUACUGCAAAUCCAGAUACUGUGGACUUUUUGGAAAAGGAGGUCUAAUCAUGUUUGAUGUAAGUGAAGUUUCUGUGAGGUAUCACAUCGUAGAUCUCAUUCCUAUUGCUGUCAUUGGCAUAAUUGGAGGACUGCUUGGAAGCCUCUACAACCAUGUUCUCCAUAAGGUCCUCCGGCUUUACAGUCUUAUAAAUGAGAAAGGAAAACUACAUAAACUUCUACUAAGCCUUGGUGUCUCUAUCUUCACCUCUGUAUGCGUAUAUGGACUACCAUUCCUUGCUAGUUGCCGACCUUGUGAUCCCUCCAUUCAAGAGACUUCCUGCCCCACAAAUGGAGGAGCAGGAAACUUCAAGCAAUUCAACUGCCCAAAUGGACAGUAUAAUGACCUAGCCACUCUUCUCCUCACAACCAAUGAUGAUGCUGUUCGCAACAUUUUCUCCACAAGCACCUCCUCAGAGUUCCAUAUCUUUACCCUCACUAUCUUCUUUGUUCUAUAUUGCAUUCUAGGGCUCAUAACCUUUGGAAUUGCCGUUCCAUCUGGUCUUUUCCUUCCAAUUAUCCUCAUGGGUGCUGCUUAUGGUCGUAUGCUUGGCGUUGCCAUGGGCCCAUACACACAAAUUGACCAAGGGCUCUAUGCCGUUCUAGGUGCAGCCUCUCUAAUGGCUGGUUCAAUGAGGAUGACAGUUUCGCUCUGUGUCAUCUUUCUUGAGCUGACCAACAACCUUCUCCUGCUACCCAUGACAAUGCUCGUUCUUCUAAUUGCCAAAACAGUUGGAGACUGCUUCAACCCAAGCAUAUACGAGAUAAUACUAGAAUUAAAAGGUCUACCUUUCUUAGAUGCAAAUCCAGAACCAUGGAUGAGAAAUAUAACUGUUGGGGAACUAGCUGAUGUCAAGCCGCCAGUUGUUACUCUUCAUGGGAUCGAGAAAGUUGGCUACAUUGUAGAAGUCCUCAGGAACACCACACACAAUGGGUUCCCCGUUGUAGAUGAAGGGGUAAUGGCACCAGUUGGGACACAAACUGGAGCAACUGAACUGGUAGGAUUAGUCCUGCGAGCUCACCUUCUGUUAGUGCUGAAAAGGAAGUGGUUCCUGCCAGAAAGACGGAGGACAGAGGAGUGGGAAGUGAGAGAGAAAUUCACCUGGGUUGAUUUGGCUGAAAGGUGGGGUAAGAUUGAUGACGUGACUGUAACAAAGGAUGAAAUGGAGAUGUAUGUUGACUUGCAUCCCAUAACAAAUACCACACCCUAUACGGUGUUAGAAAGCAUGUCAGCAGCAAAAGCAAUGGUGCUGUUCAGGCAAGUGGGGCUCCGGCACAUGAUCAUCAUACCAAAGUAUCAAGCAUCCGGGGUUUCUCCUGUGGUGGGAAUAUUGACCAGGCAAGACCUGAGAGCCCACAAUAUUUUGAGUGCUUUCCCUCAUCUAGCAAAGUCAAAGGGGAAAAAGGGACACUAAAAUUCUCCAACUGAAUACGAACCGUUGCCGCUUUUUUGAAUUCUUUUCUCAUCUUCUCCAGUUUUGCAUUCUUUCACAAACUCCAUAAAGCCAGAUAUGACGUGUGUCAACUAUCUUUCAUUCAGCUAAGUUCAUCAUUGAUGGACAUCGGAACAAAUUUAUAGGCUACACAUCUACAACCUUUUUAGUUUUGCAAGUUCGUCAAAUACACAGGUAUUUUGUUGUUGAUGUCUUUCUUUUGCAAACUUCCACAACAGUGGUUCUUCCAUACAUAUUUCUGUUUCCCCAGAUGUACGCUUGAGUUCCAUCAGAACACGGCAUCUAAGCUAUUAAUUGCA